Dipodomys spectabilis (banner-tailed kangaroo rat) is the source of this 1400-nucleotide messenger RNA. It is a transcript of the gene Ube2f, whose product is annotated as ubiquitin conjugating enzyme E2 F (putative). Gene Ontology annotation, molecular function: NEDD8 transferase activity. The transcript is spliced from 10 exons. The record is from RefSeq and is a predicted model, not a curated record. Gene Ontology annotation, cellular component: nucleus. NCBI's taxonomy places the organism in Eukaryota, Metazoa, Chordata, Mammalia, Rodentia, Heteromyidae. Gene Ontology annotation, biological process: protein neddylation. The coding region runs from base 148 to 705 and encodes 185 amino acids.
GAGUCUCCGCCCCGCCACUUCCGGUCCCGCCGCCGGGAGCCGGUGCGGCUGUUAGGCCCGCGUCUCGCCGCCGCCGCCGGCCGGGCAUGGUGUUGGGCGCCGGCCCGCCUCGCCUGUCUCGGGGUGCUGAGAGUAAAGGUGGUAGUAAUGCUAACGCUGGCAAGCAAACUGAAGCGAGAUGACGGUCUCAAAGGGCCCCGGACAGCUGCUGCUGCGUCUGACUCCACGCGGAGAGUUUCCGUGAGAGACAAGUUGCUUGUUAAAGAAGUUGCAGAACUUGAAGCUAAUUUACCUUGUACCUGCAGAGUGCACUUUCCUGAUCCAAACAAGCUCCACUGCUUUCAGCUCACCGUCACCCCAGAUGAGGGUUACUACCAGGGUGGAAAAUUUCAGUUUGAAACUGAAGUUCCUGAUGCAUACAACAUGGUGCCUCCCAAAGUGAAAUGUCUGACCAAGAUCUGGCACCCUAACAUCACAGAGACAGGGGAGAUAUGUCUGAGUUUGCUGAGAGAGCAUUCUAUCGAUGGCACCGGCUGGGCUCCCACCAGAACGCUCAAGGAUGUUGUUUGGGGAUUAAACUCUUUAUUUACUGAUCUUCUGAACUUUGAUGACCCACUGAACAUCGAAGCUGCAGAGCACCACCUGCGAGACAAGGAGGACUUCCGGAGUAAAGUGGACGACUACAUCAAGCGUUACGCCAGAUGAUAGGAGGAGAGGAUUGCAGGCCCGUGGACUGUGUCACAGCUCGUGUCUAAUGUGGAACAGCACGAGGUAGCCCUGCUCCCGUCCUCACGCUCCCUCUGCCCACGGGAUCGCCCCAGGCCUGUGACCAUGUUGUCCCGAAGAAGACCGUCCUCCUGACGCCAGCUGUAGAUGGCGGAUGAACACAAAUACAGCAAGAAAGCCUUUGGGCCUCUAGAGAGUUGUCUGCUUCCCUUACCAUGUUUACUCCUGAAGCUGUGCUGUCUAGGCUGCCGCGAGACUUCUCAGAAGUUGUCCUGAGCUCAACCCUGAGGCUAGCGCUUGCUUCCCCUCCCCAACCGAACCGGUCCCCCUGCACAAGUGAUGUAAUGAUGUGUUCAGUGUAACUCGCAGAUUGGCAAUAAGAAACCCGCUGCAAACUGAGAUUGGAUGCACAUUCUCUUAGCUUCCUCCACGAAGGUUGGCCCUGCCUAGAUGUGAAGCUUCCCAGAAUGCAUUGCCAUUCACUGUAGAUCUUACUGAAAUGCGUAUUUUAUUUAAUGUAAGUAUAUUUUGGAACAGAUUUGUAAUUUGUACAAUUGAAUGCUUUAAUUAUUUUUUUCUAUUCUCAUUUAGUUUGUAUUUUCAUUGUAUAGAGCAGACACAAAGAUGUCGGGUCAAGCAACUCUUGAAGAGAAAUACAAAGAAACUGAAAGACA